AUGGCGUCAGAUGUAACGUCGUUUUGGUUUCGUAAUCACCGUCAACGUCAGGUUCGGCAAAACAACCUUAGGAUCGAGGGUUUGCAUACCACUCAGCGAUAGGGUUUUUUUUUCGCCGGAAAAGGUCUUACAGUCUCACCGGCCGACUAUUUAGAUAUAAAAUUUUGAAAAAAAUAAAAAUUAGAAAAUGAAAAUAGUAACAUACAACGUGAAUGGGCUGAGGCCGCGGAUUUCACAGUACGGUUCUCUCCUCAAACUUCUCGAUUCCUUCGAUGCCGACAUCAUAUGUUUUCAGGAAACCAAACUGAGGAGGCAGGAAUUGACUGCGGAUUUGGUAAUGGCGGAGGGUUACGAAUCCUUCUUUUCCUGCACUCGCACAUGUGAAAAAGGUCGAUCGGGCUAUUCAGGUGUUGCUACGUUUUGUCGGGUGAAGUCGGCGUUCUCGAGUACGGAAGUGGCGUUGCCUGUAGCGGCAGAGCAAGGCUUUACGGGUCUUAUCGGGAAUUCUGAACCGGGAAGAGAAAAAACGCCUGAAAUUGCGCCGGGACUGGAGGAGUUUGCAAGAGACGAGCUUCUUAAGGUUGAUAGCGAGGGACGCUGUGUUAUCACUGAUCAUGGUCAUUUCGUUUUGUUUAAUCUGUAUGGGCCUCGAGCUGAAAGCGAUGAUUUGGAAAGGAUCGAAUUUAAGCUCAAAUUCUUCAAGAUAUUGCAGAAAAGAUGGGAGACUCUGCUCUCUCAGGGAAGGAGAAUAUUUGUUGUUGGUGAUCUUAAUAUUGCGCCCACUUCUCUUGAUCGUUGUGAAGCUGCACCAGAUUUUGAGAACAAUGAAUUCAGAAGAUGGUUCAGAUCAAUGUUAUUGGAGUCUGGAGGCCCUUUCUAUGAUGUUUUCCGUGCUAAACAUCCUGACAGAGUAGGAGCAUACACUUGCUGGCCGCAAAAUACAGGUGCUGAAGAGUUUAAUUAUGGGACAAGAAUUGAUCACAUUCUGUGUGCUGGCUCAUGCUUACACCAAGAGCAGGAUCAGCAGGGCCACAGCUUUGUAGCUUGCCAUGUUAAGGAGUGUGAUAUAUUGACAGAAUACAAACGGUGGAGACCUGGAAAUUCACUCAGAUGGAAAGGAGGACAGCGCAUCAAGCUGGAAGGUUCGGAUCAUGCUCCUGUUUAUACUAGUUUACUACAAAUUCCUAGUAUCCCCCCGCAUAGCACUCCAACUUCCUCCGCCAGAUAUAUCCCUAUGAUAUAUGGUAUCCAGCAAACUCUUGUAUCAGUGUUGAUGAGAAGGCAAGUUGCUGAACAAAUCAAGUCCUCCCAAGUGUCGAGCUUAUCUCAAGAUGGGGAUGUUACACUGAGAAGUUGCAGUGAGAGAGAAAAAAGACCACUUGACACAUGCCCCCUACUUGAUGUACCCCCUAGCAAUAUUUGUACUCCGGGCUUUGAAUCUGAAUUUCUCAUUUCUAGAGGAGAUGAGUGUUCCAGAAUUUCUGUUGAUGGGGAUGGCUGUAAAACCUCAAGUGCAUUACGAAGUGACAAUAUUAGAAGAAUACCUAGCAAUGCAACGAAGAAAAAGGCAAAGAAAAGCCAGGGAUCCCAACUCUCCCUGAAGUCAUUUUUCCAGAAAAGCUCAACUCAUUGUAAUUUUGUUGACCGUGAUAGCGAUUGUUCAGCUGAUAGGGCAGAUUUACUAGAGACUAAACCUCAGACAAAUGAACCUCCUGUAACAAACGAUCUAAGUUGUAGUACCCAGCUGUGUGAAUUGAAAUCUAGUGCGUCGAGUCAAGAGCAGGAUGAGCCAAGUACCUGUUCGCAGGAGAAGAACAGUGUUGCUUUACUGGAGUGGCAAAGGAUACAGCAAGUUAUGCAGAAUAGUAUACCACUUUGCAAGGGCCAUAGAGAACCUUGUGUUGCUCGAGUUGUGAAGAAACAGGGUCCUAAUUUUGGUCGCAGAUUUUAUGUCUGUGCACGUGCUGAGGGACCUGCAUCUAAUCCCGAAGCAAAUUGUAAUUAUUUUAAAUGGGCUGCAUCAAAAUCACGAGGAAAAUGAACGAUUCUGCAAAAAACCUUGACCCCGAAGGAUGUCCGGCUCUUCAUUUUCAUCAUUCACUGUCUCAUCUUUUUUAUGGUGCCUCACUAACAAUGGCAUGCUGUGAUACAUGUAUAUUCUGUUGAGUUUAGCUAUGCAAUUCGCUAUAAGCGCCUCCUGUACGGUUUCAUAUUAUAAGGCCGUUUUUUGAGAAUGUUGGGAGAAAAUCUUUAGCAGACGCUUGUCCAACCAAAUAUAUGAUGCCCAAGUGUGCUAAAGUUGUCAAAUUUACAUCAAAAUUUUUAUAAUUAUUCCUUUAAAAAAACCUGGUGUGGAUGACGAUGAAGAUUGAAGGGCUUCUCCUCUUGCCUCGCACGCCAACACCUUUCAAUAACAAGCCCACUUCUAGGACUAAAUGGGCUUCCUUCGAUUGGACUUCGUUGGUCAACAAUGUUCGAUGGCGUUUAAAAAGUUUCCAAAGCAUUUGAAGACUUUUCCAGAACACUUGAGAGUUUCAAAGGCAUGUGAAGACUUUCCAGAACGAUUGAGUUCUACAAAAUAUUACUUCUAGUUUGUGAAUUAUUGAGGGAAUCUAUAUUAUUAUAGUCCGACAGAGACGUAUACAGACCUAAUUUUGAUUCAUAGCUAUAUAAUUUUAGCACAUAUAUUCCUUUCA
Ziziphus jujuba (common jujube) is the source of this 2696-nucleotide messenger RNA. RefSeq names its product DNA-(apurinic or apyrimidinic site) endonuclease 2. Gene Ontology annotation, molecular function: phosphoric diester hydrolase activity; DNA-(apurinic or apyrimidinic site) endonuclease activity; double-stranded DNA 3'-5' DNA exonuclease activity. Bases 188 to 2041 code for a protein of 617 amino acids. Gene Ontology annotation, biological process: base-excision repair. NCBI's taxonomy places the organism in Eukaryota, Viridiplantae, Streptophyta, Magnoliopsida, Rosales, Rhamnaceae. Gene Ontology annotation, cellular component: nucleus. The transcript is spliced from 9 exons. The record is from RefSeq and is a predicted model, not a curated record.